This is a messenger RNA of Miscanthus lutarioriparius, 696 nucleotides long. Lineage: Eukaryota; Viridiplantae; Streptophyta; Magnoliopsida; Poales; Poaceae. The record is from the annotation of a GenBank genome assembly.
AUGCCGGCGGCCAUGGCGGCUGCGGCGGCGCAGAGGCUCCUCGCGGCGAGUACGAAAAUCAUCGGCGUUGGGCGCAACUACGUAGCCCACGCCAAGGAGCUCGGCAACCCGGUCCCCAAGGAGCCCGUCCUGUUCCUGAAGCCGACCUCGUCGUUCCUCCACGCUGGUGUGGCUACCGCCGCCGUGGAGAUCCCGGAGCCGCUCGAAUCGCUACACCACGAGGUCGAGCUCGCAGUCGUCAUCUCCCGGCGCGGACGCGACCUUCCUGAGGCGUCCGCCAUGGACUUCGUCGGAGGUUAUGCACUUGCUUUGGACAUGACAGCAAGGGACCUUCAAUCUGUUGCUAAGUCUGCAGGCCUUCCAUGGACUUUGGCUAAAGGACAAGACACCUUCACUCCAAUUAGUGCAGUAGUUCCAAAAUCGGCCGUCACUAAUCCUGAUGAUCUCGAGCUCUGGCUAAAGGUAGAUGAUGAACUAAGGCAGAAAGGAUCGACAAGUGAUAUGAUAUUCAAGAUUCCUUUUCUGAUCAGCUAUAUCAGUUCCAUCAUGACAUUAAUGGAGGGUGAUGUGAUACUGACAGGUACUCCUGAGGGUGUGGGUCCUGUCCGAGUAGGUCAGAAGAUCACAGCUGGUAUAACUGACCUAAUUGAUGUCGAGUUCGAUGUUCAGAGGCGCAAUCGGUCAUUUUCCACAUGA